CUCUUCUUCUUCACUAACUCUGCACUGAAUCCACUGAUCUCUCCGCCAUCACCACUAAUUUCUUAUAUCUCACCCUUUUAAACGCAAUGUCUCUACUGCACCUCCAAGUCUCCUCCUCCUCCGCCGUCCGAUCGCCGCCUUCUCUUCCGUAUAAGUACCACACCACCGUUACCAAUGCCAGCUCCACCCACUCUUCCUUCCCCUCGUCAUCAAAGAGCUCCAAAAGCUCCUCGUUGGCAGUAGCCUCCUCAUCGACGAAGCAUCAACUCAAAAAUGGUUCGAGUUUUAGAGUAAGGUCGAGCUUGGAUACUGUAGAGCCCACUGUGGGCCAGGUCACCGAGGUUGACAAGGACACCUUCUGGCCCAUCGUUAAAGGCGCCGGCGACAAGACGGUUGUUCUCGAUAUGUACACCCAGUGGUGUGGUCCAUGCAAAGUCAUGGCUCCAAAAUAUCAAGAGUUGUCUGAAAAAUACUCUGAUGUUGUCUUUCUAAAGCUCGAUUGCAACCAAGAGAACAAGCAGCCACUGGCGAAAGAGCUUGGAAUAAGGGUUGUUCCAACCUUCAAGAUUUUGAAAGACAAUAAGGUUGUAAAGGAGGUGACUGGUGCCAAAUUUGAUGAUUUAGUUGUUGCCAUUGAAAAUGUUAGAUCAAGCUGAAAAAUUCGUCUUUCUACUUGUUUUCCCUGUAAACUAUUAACACUAUAAUGAACAAUAUGUGGACUUGAUGUAUGUAUUUAGCUCAAGUUGAAAUACUGGAAAGAAAAUUUGCUUAUGUACGUAUUCAUACAGCCGACAAGAUACGGUAAUGCUGAAAGUUUAUUUAUUUAUUUCUUU
This is a messenger RNA of Pistacia vera, 833 nucleotides long. RefSeq names its product thioredoxin F-type, chloroplastic-like. Bases 87 to 656 code for a protein of 189 amino acids. The transcript has 3 exons. Lineage: Eukaryota; Viridiplantae; Streptophyta; Magnoliopsida; Sapindales; Anacardiaceae. The record is from RefSeq and is a predicted model, not a curated record.